This is a messenger RNA of Gastrolobium bilobum, 678 nucleotides long. Its product is annotated as transmembrane emp24 domain-containing protein p24delta4-like. The transcript is spliced from 4 exons. The record is from RefSeq and is a predicted model, not a curated record. NCBI's taxonomy places the organism in Eukaryota, Viridiplantae, Streptophyta, Magnoliopsida, Fabales, Fabaceae. Gene Ontology annotation, biological process: endoplasmic reticulum to Golgi vesicle-mediated transport; Golgi organization; intracellular protein transport. The coding region runs from base 1 to 678 and encodes 225 amino acids. Gene Ontology annotation, cellular component: endoplasmic reticulum-Golgi intermediate compartment; endoplasmic reticulum; COPII-coated ER to Golgi transport vesicle.
AUGGUGUGUGCAUUGAGAUUAAAGAGAGAAAGUGAAGCAGAAAAGAGAAACAUAGCUAUGUCAAUGUUGUUGGUACUCUUCUUCCUUUCCUUCUUCUCAACCUCUCAUGCAAUCUGGCUCACCUUGCCUUCGUCGGGUACCAAGUGCGUUUCUGAAGAAAUCCAAAACCACGUCGUCGUUUUGGCUGAUUACGUUGUCAUCUCCGGCGGGACUGAUUACACCCACACCUCCACCAUUUCCGUCAAGGUGACAUCACCAUAUGGAAAGAAUCUUCAUUUUAGGGAGAACAUAACAAUUGGUAAUUUCGCAUUUACUUCCCAAGAGAGUGGGACCUACCUAGCAUGCUUCUGGGUGAGUCAUAAUCAUGGAGGUGGAGACGUUAAUGUGAACCUUGAUUGGAAAACUGGAAUUGCAGCCAAGGAUUGGGAUUCAGUUGCUAGAAAAGAGCAGAUUGAGGGAGUAGAGCUUGAGUUGAGAAAACUAGAAGGAGCAGUGGAGGCUAUCCACGAGAAUUUGAUCUAUCUGAAGGGCAGGGAAGCAGAGAUGAGGACGGUGAGUGAAACAACAAAUGGCAGAGUGGCAUGGUUUAGUAUUAUGUCAUUGGGGAUAUGCAUUGCAGUUUCAGCUUUGCAGUUGUGGCAUUUGAAGCGAUACUUCCAGAAAAAGAAGCUUAUUUAG